AAAGGAUUCGUCCCUGAACGGCAGUUGACGAAUGCAGCUACAGUAGGCAAUGUAGCUUCAGCUUAGAGCAGAGAAAGAACAGAGAAAGAUUUGUGAUUAAAGGAAAGAGUGCGUCGAAUUAAGAGAAAGAGAGAAUGUCAGAUACGCCAUUAGAUAUGUUGCCUCUUGGCAAUGAUGGAUCAUCACCACAAGCACCACCAGCCGACGGAAAUGAAACACCAUCAGAUAACCCAUCUCCUUCAGGUUCGAACUCACCAGAGUCUCCACCAGCUCCAGAUUCUAGUAAUCCAACAUCGGAUUCACCUCCUCCAGACUCCAGCAAUACACCUCCUCCUCCAGACUCCAACAAUACACCUCCUCCGCCUCCAGACCCCAACAAUACACCGUCAGGAAACUCGUCGCCCCCACCAGAUACAAAUACUCCCUCAUCUCCGUCAGAUUCAUCCCCACCUCCACCACCACCACCAGAGUCUGAUUCUUCACCUCCUUCAGGUUCCAAUAACGGUUCGCCACCUCCACCUCCACUGUCAGAUGACAACAACACUCCUUCUGAACCUCCACCUCCACCGUCAGAUAACAACAACACUCCUUCUGAAUCUUCUCCAGAUCCGAAGUCAUCUAAUGAUUCUCCUCCGACUGACAACGGAAGCAAAAGCUCCCCUCCAUCAUCUGACAAUCAAAACUCACCAAACACUGACAACCAACCUCCUCCUCAGAGACAAGAGUCCCCACCUUCACGCGAUGGUGCACAAUCUAAUCGUUCAUCAAGCCAUGUCCCAGAGCUAAGUGGUCCUUCCACACACUCAAGUCGUACUUCUUCCACCCCACUAGAUUCCGCUUCAUCUUCGAAGUCAGACGGGACAAUUAACGUUGGCACUGUUGCUGGUGCAACCGUAGCAGGAGUGCUAAUCAUUGCUUUCAUUGCCCUCUUUUUCGUCAUUGCAAGGAGGAGGAAAAGACGGCCUUUAGAUUAUUACGAUCCUUACAGACCACAGCCACCAAAUUACUCAGGGAAUUCAGAUGGGUAUUACUACGGAGGGCCACCUUCACAGCCACAUUCGCAGCAGCAUUCAGCAGGGAUGCCAGGUGGUCACUCACAGGAGUAUUAUAGUGGGGGGAGACCACCAGCAUAUCCUAAUUCUGGUCCAAUGAAUAGCUACGGUAGCUACAAAGGACCAGAUUCGGGUACAUUAGGAGGUGCACAGUCGUCAUUCACAUAUGAUGAGUUGAUGGGCAUAACAGAAGGGUUUUCUCGCCAAAAUAUUAUUGGAGAAGGUGGAUUUGGAGCUGUUUACAAGGGUCACCUUCCCGAUGGGAGAAUAGUAGCAGUGAAACAACUGAAGGCUGGGAGUGGCCAGGGUGAGAGGGAGUUCAGAGCUGAAGUUGAUAUAAUCAGUCGUGUUCACCAUAGGCAUCUGGUUUCUCUGGUUGGAUACUGCAUUGCUGACGCCCAAAGAUUGCUCGUCUACGAAUUUGUUCCGAAUAAUACUCUUGAACAUCAUAUACAUACUCCAGGAUUGCCGGUGUUGGAUUGGUCCAAAAGAGUAAGGAUUGCCAUUGGUGCUGCUCGUGGGUUGGCAUAUCUACAUGAAGACUGUCACCCAAAGAUUAUCCAUAGGGAUAUCAAAUCUGCCAACAUCCUGUUGGAUGACGUUUAUGAAGCACAGGUUGCAGAUUUUGGUCUUGCUAAGCUAUCAAAUGACAUAUCCACCCAUGUCUCAACUCGUGUAAUGGGAACAUUUGGGUACAUGGCACCUGAGUAUGCUUCAAGUGGCAAAUUGACUGAUAGAUCCGAUGUGUUCUCCUUCGGAGUGGUGCUUCUAGAGCUUGUGACUGGACGUAGACCUGUCGAGGCAAGCCAGGAUGACAGUUUAGUUGAAUGGGCCCGACCAUUGAUAGCCAGUGCAAUAGAAACUGGAGAUUUUUCAGAGUUGGCAGAUCCAAGGCUUGAAAAGAGAUACGUGGAGAGUGAGAUGUUUAGGAUGGCUGAGACAGCUGCUGCUUGUGUUCGUCACUCUGCCAACAAAAGACCCCGCAUGGUGCAGGUGUUAAGGGCGUUGGACACUGACGGUGACAUGCCAGAUAUCAACAAUGGUGUGAAAGUUGGUCAGAGCACUAUUUUUGAAGCAAACUCGGAUCUUCAAAAAUUUCGAAUGUUGGCACUUGGUGGCGAUGAUACUGCAGACUAUAGCAUGCAUAGUGGAAGUAUGAACUCUAGAGCAGAGAUUUUACCCCCGAAACCUCCACCAGGUUGGAGUGGCGAAUCAGAAACUCGUGCCAUUAACCCACGCAAAUGGUGAACAGUGUCCUUCAAAUACACUUUUACUUGCACCAUCAUUAUUUGCGCCUGCCCCAAAGAGAUGUACAUACAAAUGAGAUGGGAUCAGGAAAAUCCCAAUCGGCUGAAUACUGACUUUGCCCUUUUGCAUUUGAUUUGAGUAACCUGAUAGUUGUUUUUUCAUCGGAAGUAAACUCUAUUAGAGUAUGAUACGGAGUACAA
Molecule: messenger RNA, 2500 nt
Organism: Papaver somniferum (opium poppy)
Lineage: Eukaryota; Viridiplantae; Streptophyta; Magnoliopsida; Ranunculales; Papaveraceae
Product: proline-rich receptor-like protein kinase PERK12
Exons: 9
Coding region: 135-2300 (721 amino acids)
Biological process (GO): protein phosphorylation
Molecular function (GO): protein kinase activity; ATP binding
Source: RefSeq, a predicted model, not a curated record